CUUUAAGAACGUCGGUGAACACGUGUGCAGCGCUCUUCACUUGGAGAAAAAAAAAGUUUGACAUACAUUUCUGAAAUUACCAAGGAAGUCAUCCAUGUUUUACCUGCCAACAAUCGUCUAAAGAGAAAGUACUGCAUACUGUCCGAUAAAUUAACUUGGACAGUGAUACGAUGGACGGGAUAGCCCAGAAAAUUCAGACUUCAGGAUUUACUCUGGACCUGGGACCCUUGAAAGAGCCCUUGGCAUUUAUUAGAGUGCUCGAAUGGGUCUUCUCCAUAUUUGCCUUCGCUACGACGUCGGGCUAUGCCGGCUCUACGAGCAUCAAUGUGCAGUGCCAGGGUAACGGCAGCCAAGAAAUCACUGCUGCCUUUAACUACCCGUUCAGGCUGAUGGCCCAUCCAUACAGCGUCCCCUCCUGUAAGAACGACUCCAGUACCAUCCAGCUCUAUCUGACCGGCGACCACUCCUCCUCAGCUGAGUUCUACGUCUGUGUUGGGGUGUUUGCCUUCCUCUACAGUGCCGCCAGCCUGGUGAUCUACCUUGGCUACCAACACGUCUACAGGCAGACCAGCCGUGGCCCCAUUGUGGACCUGCUGGUGACCGGAGCCUUCACCUUCCUGUGGUUGGUGUCCUCCUCUGCCUGGGGUAAAGGCCUGACUGACGUGAAGUGGGCCACCAGCCCCUCUAACCUGGUAGGCUUAAUCUCCACCUGCAAGGACGUCAGCAACAAGUGCACACCAGGAGCAGUGCCUCACAUGGGGCGACUCAACUCCUCUGUGAUCUUUGGAUUUCUCAACCUGAUAUUGUGGGGUGGUAACUGCUGGUUCAUCUUUAAGGAGACGCCCUUCCACAAGUCAGCCAACCCCCCUGGUGACGCCGAGGAGGGGUCAGGGGUCAGGCCUUCCUAACUGGACACCCUGCUGUCAACGGCUGCGUUCCAGACUGCAUGCGAAGCAGUCGCACAAAUUAACCAAUCUUGGGGGCGCUACUAGAAAUGUCUUCUAGUAGCUUUAUUAAGUUGGAAACAGUUUCUUUCAUGAAUUGCCAACAUUGACAGCUUCACGUUUAUUAUUCAGAAGUGUUCGAGGUGGUGCGUUUUGAAGAUGUCUAAACGGGUACAAAACUGAAUCCAGCAAAUAUGCCAUAAAUAUAAGUCAUAGCUAGUUUUGUUUCAGAACUACUUUUGUUUCAUGCAGUCAACUGUUUUUAGUUUAACAGUACAUCUUAACACAAUGCAACGAUCAAAUGCGUCCCUCAGUUUAUUCAGAAAGAGUCGAGACGUGUGAAUUUAUUUUGUUGAUCGGAAACCAGUGUUUUUCGUCUCACACUGUUACUUUGUGGAUAGUUUAGUGUUUUUGUUGUAUAAAAAAAAAAAAAAAGCUGUUAUUCUCUCACACUCUGCUUGUUAUUUGCCAGUUAAAAUAGUCACUCUAUUUUAAAUGGUCACAGACAUUACAAGUGAUGCCAAAAGCCAGGGAUCAUCAAC
Messenger RNA from Coregonus clupeaformis (lake whitefish), 1486 nucleotides. RefSeq names its product synaptophysin-like 2b (gene sypl2b). The record is from RefSeq and is a predicted model, not a curated record. The coding region runs from base 171 to 908 and encodes 245 amino acids. Lineage: Eukaryota; Metazoa; Chordata; Actinopteri; Salmoniformes; Salmonidae. Gene Ontology annotation, cellular component: synaptic vesicle membrane; synaptic vesicle. The transcript is spliced from 6 exons.